Ylistrum balloti is the source of this 9579-nucleotide messenger RNA. Its product is annotated as death-associated protein kinase 1-like. Gene Ontology annotation, molecular function: ATP binding; protein binding; protein serine/threonine kinase activity. The record is from RefSeq and is a predicted model, not a curated record. Gene Ontology annotation, cellular component: nucleus. The transcript is spliced from 26 exons. NCBI's taxonomy places the organism in Eukaryota, Metazoa, Mollusca, Bivalvia, Pectinida, Pectinidae. Gene Ontology annotation, biological process: intracellular signal transduction; positive regulation of apoptotic process; protein phosphorylation. The coding region runs from base 88 to 4278 and encodes 1396 amino acids.
CAGAUAUUGUUCUUGCUGCGUCUGGUUUAACACAGACUUUAACGACCAUGUCCACGGAAGUAGUUGUGUUUUUAAGAAUAUCUUGAUAUGGAAUUUAAAAAGGAACCGUUUGAAAACUUCUAUGAAGUCGGGGAGGAUAUCGGAAGUGGUCAGUUUGCAAUCGUAAGAAAAGCAAGACACAAGGAAACUGAGGUAGAAUAUGCCGCCAAGUUCAUCAGGAAGAAACGUGGUGGCGGAAGGAGAGGUGCCAAGAUGGAGGACAUCCAGAGAGAAGUCAACAUCCUGAGCAUGAUCGACCAUCCCAACAUCAUCCACCUCUUAGAAGUGUACGAAACUCGCACGGAGGUUAUCCUUGUCCUUGAGCUAGUGUCUGGUGGUGAGCUGUUUGACUACAUCUCAGAGAAGGACCACCUCAGUGAAGAGGAAGCCUCAACCUUUAUUAAACAAAUCCUUGAGGCUGUCCAGCAUCUCCAUUCUAAGAGUAUAGCUCACUUAGACCUAAAGCCAGAGAACAUUAUGCUGCUGAACAAGAACAGCUGCCGGAUCAAGCUGAUUGACUUUGGUCUGUCACAGGUGAUCACUCCAAAAUCUGACAUAAGAGCUAUGAUGGGCACUGCUGAGUUUAUAGCACCUGAAGUUGUUAGCUACGAUCCCCUUUCAUUGGCUACAGAUAUGUGGAGCAUAGGGGUGAUAACCUAUAUAUUAUUGAGUGGUGCAUCUCCCUUCCUGGGAGAUGAGCAACAGGAAACCUAUGAAAAUAUAACCUCUGUAACCUACGCAUUUGACGAGGAAUACUUCAACGGGACCAGUGAACUUGCCAAAGAUUUUAUUAGGAAAACUUUCAUUAAAGAAUCAAGAAAACGAGCAACAGUCACAACAUGCAUGCAACAUCCGUGGAUACAGCCUCAGGAGAAAAAGCAGUCACUCACCAGAAAAACUUCUGUCAUCAACAUUGAGCAAUUCAAGAAACUCAUGGCCAGAAAACGCUGGAAGCAAUCUGUAAGGAUAGUCUCCCUUUGUACUCACCUCUCUAGAAGUGUUCGACUACGCAAAUCUCAAAGCCUUGACACAAAUCUAUCUGAGAGUAAAGAUGUUAUAGAAGGAGAGGAGAAGGCAGAGAACUUUGUGAUGGCAGCCUUGUUUUGUGCAUCAGAGGAAGGCAAUGUAGAAGGUCUAAAGGAACUUGUCAACAUGGCACAGAAUAUUGAUCUCACUACUGCAAACAGGCAUGGAGAAACUGCAGUACAUAUGGCAGCAAGUGGUGGACACACAGAAGUGCUGAAAUUUCUACAGGCUCAGGGAGUGGAUAUUGGGAUACAGGACAAGAAUGGUGACAGUGCAGUUUACUGGGCAGCUCGCCAGGGUCACCUAGAUGUUUUACGGCAUUUAAAGGAUGAGAAUGUCCCUCUUGACUCCCAAAACAAGUCAGGUGAAUCUGCUCUCCAUGUUGCUGCAAGAUAUGGACAUGCUGCAGUUGUAGAUUUUUUGUGCUCUGCUGGAACUAAUGUCAACCUGCAGGAUAAUCUCGGUGAGACAGCUUUACACAGUGCCUCCUGGCACGGCUUCCUCCGGAUCGUAACCUCUCUCUGUUCCUCAGGGGCUAAGAUAGAUGCAGAGAACAAGGAAGGUGAGACUGCUCUACACAAUGCUUCAGCCCGAGGAUACCUGGACGUUGUUAAGAUUCUCCUUGACUAUGGAGCUCCUGUCAACCAGAUGGAUAAAAGAGGAGGCACAGCCUUGUAUUUGGCUUGUAACCGUCGCCACAGCAACAUAGCAAUGGUUCUUCUGCAUGCUGGCUGUGAAAUGGACAUUAUUGAUAAGGAGAGUGGUGAGUGUGCCCUACAUUGUGCUGCUAGAGAGGGGCUGUCAGCUGUCGUCCAGACCAUGUGUGCCUUUGGUUGUCAGGUGGACAUUAUCAGUCAGGACGGUUUUACACCCUUACAUCUAUCAUGUAAGCAUGGUCACACUGAGAUUGUACGAUGCCUGCUUUUGUCUGGGGCUCGGCCAGAGAUCACAAACAAAGAUGGUGUGACGUCAGAGAUCAUGGCUCUAGCCCAGGGAUUCACCGACAUAGCAGAGCUUGUCAACAAGGUGAAACGAGACAGGGCUGGUAACUUUGUGACCCAGCUGAUCCCCUCCUCCCAGCCUCUCUCUAGGAUCAAGUUAAAGCUGCUGGGAUCAACUGGUGUGGGAAAGUCUACCCUAGUGGAGACUCUCAAAUGUGGCCUGUUCAGUGGGCUAUUUCGUCGGUCGCGCCUCACCAGUCAAGCUUCCACUGAUUCUGGGAAAGGUCGACCACGCCUGCCACGUCAGUACAGUUUGCCAACACCCCUGUGUUACAGUGUUAGUAACCCAAUCUAUACCAAGGGUAUUAAUGUACAACAGGUUUCAAUAUCAGGUAUAGGAGAUGUAAGUGUAUGGGACUUCUCCGGAUAUGAGCCUUACUACAUGCUGUAUGAUCACUUCCUUGGUGAUUCUAACUGUAUACACCUGAUUGUGUUCAGUCUCACAGAUACAUAUGACGAGCAGAUUGCACAAGUUCAGUUUUGGCUUGGCUUCCUUAAGUCUCGUGUGCCUCCGCAUGUCCCUAUAGGUCAUUGUGGUCGACUGCCCAACUGUCCAAGGGUCCUCCUGGUGGCCACGCAUGCUGAUAAGGUGGGAUGCCACAAGAACGCCAGGGGAGAGUAUGUGUGUCCCACUGCCAGUCGGGUCCUUGCAAAGGCCCAACUCAAAUUCUCAUCUGACAUCAAUUUUGUGGAGCGGGUCUUCAUAUUGGAUGCCAAUGUUGCUAUGUCAAAUGAUAUCAAAGCCUUGAAACAACAAAUCAGUGAUAUGCGAACACAGAUAAUUGGGCACCUUCCCCGUAGUAACGGUUUCCUAGAUGCCAUGGUAACACAACUACCGUCCUGGAGACGGUCUUCUUCCUCCUUCCCAGUGUUGUCAUGGCAACAGUUUGUGGAAUAUGUACGAGCUAAGAUCAAUCCGCUGGCCGGAGAUGACCACAUGAAGAUUUUAGUAGAGGAACUUCAGCUCAUAGGAGAGAUUGUGUACCUGGAAUGUGAUACCUCACAGGAUCUUGUAAUACUUCACCCCAAGUGGUUGUGUGAAGACAUCAUCGGCAACCUCAUCAGCCAGGAGAAGAUAAUCCAGUCUCGUAUUACCGGCUGCUUCACAGUGGAUGAUUUCCAGUUAAUGUACCCUGAGACAGAUGCACUUGACUUACUACAGGUUCUAGAGGCCUUAGAAGUGUGUACACAAUGUGACAAUGAAGGAGAGAUUGAGUAUGAAUUUCCAUGUUUAAAUUUCAUAGAGACAUUGAAUGGUCUAUGGCAGAAGGAUUCGAAGAGAUUCGGAAGUGCUGUGUAUGGUGGGGUCCGUAUGCAGACAGACCCAGAACUUGGAGGACAGCUUAAACAUCUGUUUGCACGUAUCCAGGUGUCACUCCGCCACAACGUACUUCAGGAAUCAGAGGACCCAGAUGCUGAGUUGUACCAGUGGCACCAUGGAUCUAAGUACUGUUGUGGAGAGAUGGAAGGAAUUCUGGGAAUGGACAGACAUGAACAACACUUAGAAAUAAAAGUUCGUGGACCAGCAGAUGGACGAACUCAGUUAUUUUAUUUCCUCGAGGAUUUUAUACAUGUAGUAGAACAGACAACUUUAAGUGUAUGUCCCGGUCUUUGUUUAGAAAGACAUUUGUCAAGCUGUCUGCAUCUCAAAGACCAUUCCAAAAAUGUGCACACUUUUUCUCCACUCCACAUAAUGCGUGCACAGCGAAAUAAGACUAAUUGUGUUCAGCUUCCAGAUGCCCGAUCUGAAGACCUUGCUGACCUCAUGUUCUUAGGAUCCUUAGAGGUCGUCCAAAAUGUAACUCUAGGAAUAGAUCUGCCUAUAUCACACUUGACUGUUCACACCAGGCGUACCCUUAGUAAUAUGUUAGACCCACCCGAACCAAUGGGGCGUGACUGGUGUUUACUGGCUGUGACUCUGGGGCUACAGAAUCUUUUACCAGGCCUGGACAAUAACAUUACCCGUGUCAACAGUGGUGAGAGUAAAACUGACCGUGUACUAUUAGAGUGGUCAAAAGUAGCCCCACAAUGUACCAUUGGCCAGCUUGUGGGAAAGUUGCUGGAAUUUAAUCGUGAGGAUGUGGUUGAGAUGGUGCUACAGACCAGCCCAAUGUUCAAAGUGAUGAUGUACGAAGAUCACAGCACUGACGACAGCACCAUCCCUCCCCCUACCACUGCCUCCACCAACACGCUCUCCAACCUCUCCAGGUGACACAGACUGGCCUAGUAUGACUGAUAUAGAGUUUAGUUGGAUUUCCAACCUCUCCAGGUGACACAGACUGGCCUAGUGUUACUGGUAUAGAGUUAGAUUCUCCAACCUCUCCAGGUGACAUAGACUGGCCUAGUGUUACUGGUAUAGAGUUAGAUUCUCCAACCUCUCCAGGUGACACAGACUGGCCUAGUGUUACUGGUAUAGAGUUAGAUUCUCCAACCUCUCCAGGUGACAUAGACUGGCCUAGUGUUACUGGUAUAGAGUUAGAUUCUCCAACCUCUCCAGGUGACAUAGACUGGCCUAGUGUUACUGGUAUAGAGUUAGAUUCUCCAACCUCUCCAGGUGACAUAGACUGGCCUAGUGUUACUGGUAUAGAGUUAGAUUCUCCAACCUCUCCAGGUGACAUAGACUGGCCUAGUGUUACUGGUAUAGAGUUAGAUUCUCCAACCUCUCCAGGUGACAUAGACUGGCCUAGUGUUACUGGUAUAGAGUUAGAUUCUCCAACCUCUCCAGGUGACACAGACUGGCCUAGUGUUACUGGUAUAGAGUUAGAUUCUCCAACCUCUCCAGGUGACAUAGACUGGUCGAGUGUUACUGGUAUAGAGUUAGAUUCUCCAACCUCUCCAGGUGACACAGACUGGCCUAGUGUUACUGGUAUAGAGUUAGAUUCUCCAACCUCUCCAGGUGACAUAGACUGGUCGAGUGUUACUGGUAUAGAGUUAGAUUCUCCAACCUCUCCAGGUGACAUAGACUGGUCGAGUGUUACUGGUAUAGAGUUAGAUUCUCCAACCUCUCCAGGUGACAUAGACUGGUCGAGUGUUACUGGUAUAGAGUUAGAUUCUCCAACCUCUCCAGGUGACAUAGACUGGUCGAGUGUUACUGGUAUAGAGUUAGAUUCUCCAACCUCUCCAGGUGACAUAGACUGGUCGAGUGUUACUGGUAUAGAGUUAGAUUCUCCAACCUCUCCAGGUGACACAGACUGGUCGAGUGUUACUGGUAUAGAGUUAGAUUCUCCAACCUCUCCAGGUGACACAGACUGGCCUAGUGUUACUGGUAUAGAGUUAGAUUCUCCAACCUCUCCAGGUGACAUAGACUGGUCGAGUGUUACUGGUAUAGAGUUAGAUUCUCCAACCUCUCCAGGUGACACAGACUGGUCGAGUGUUACUGGUAUAGAGUUAGAUUCUCCAACCUCUCCAGGUGACAUAGACUGGUCGAGUGUUACUGGUAUAGAGUUAGAUUCUCCAACCUCUCCAGGAGACAUAGACUAGCCUUUGUGUAUCGGUUCAAAGUAAAUGUUUCAAGGGACUAAGAGAUAUUUAACAGAACAAACCCAAAAGACUUUUCUGUGAUACUUCACUGGAUAUGAAUCUAAUGAUAUUACAGGUCUCAAUCAAAUUGAAUAUUUCUCUUGACAUGAUUUAAAGCUGGAAAGUUUCAGUGAUCUAAAAGAUGGUGCAAUUAGCACACCUCUAACACAUCGUGUGGAGAUGAUAGCUUUUUACAUUAAUUGAUUACCAAUUAAAUUUGAAGCAAUUAUCUGAUACUGUAUCACGUUAUAUUAAAGUGUUUUUUUUCAAACUCCAGAUUUUGCAAGCAUAUGUGAUAUGAGGGAGAAUUGAGAGAUAAUAUUUGUGCUGAUAAAUGUAUUUAAAUUAACAUUAUUUGUGCAUUUUUUAUUCCACAUGAACUUGCUUUAUUGAUGAUUUGUAACUUAUGUAAAUUACUUGGAUGUUCAGAUAUUUUUAUCAUGCAUUAGUUUGUAAGGCAAGUAGAUUUCAAAUACGAUAUUCCCUGAAUGGUUAGUUAGUUUUCCAAUAUUACAGAUAUACAGUGUAUCUGGUAUACACCUUAUAAAUGCCAUGAAAGAUUUGAAAACAUUAUUACUGAGGGUCAGAAUGGUAUUUUUAGGUCAACUGACUGAAGGGUCUGAUGACCUAUUGCAAUCGCCUUUCUACAUAUCUCAUUGAGCUGAAACUUACCUGAAAUGAUCGUGACAUGAUCCUGACCAAAGUUUUUUAAUUUCGGGUUGGUCCGAAAUCCAACAUGGCCGCCAUCUUGAAAACCCAUUUUCGACUUCUUCUCAAGUUCAAAAUUUGAAAUCUUGUAUUUUAUGUCAGAUGACCAUUAAGGCCCAUGGGCCUCUUGUUCUUAAAACUCUUAAAUCAAAGUUAAAUAAAAUUACUUGUACCUACUUGUUUUCUCUAUUUAUAGUGUACUUUUCAUCACAUGUAUUCGUUUUUCUCCAUAUAAGGAUAAACGGCAGGUUUAUUAGGGAUGAUUAUAGUGGAGGCCAAUACCUGGAAAGUAUCUAAAAUAUCAUUUUUAUCACAGAGAAAACAGAUAUGGUUCAAUUAUUUUAGUGGUUUGGGCAUUACAGUUUAACCUAAUUAUUACAUCAUUUUUACAAAUAGGUGUCAAUUGUUUUAAUUAAAACUUAUGAAUAACAACUACAAACUCCAAUAUUGUUGAUAAUUCCAUGUUUACUGAGAAUGAUAUUGAUUUCAUAACUGUUGUCUGAUAAGGACCCGGAAUGCUUCAUUUUUCAAGAUUAGAAAGUCUCGCAUUAAGUAUGCCUAAUCAGGUAUUUCAACUAGCUUGUUUUACUUUUCUUUUAAUAAAUGAUACACUUUUGAAUUAAAUGAAUAUCUAGCAAUGAAUUGAAAUUUUGUUUUAUACCUGUAUAUGGUAAGCGUUUAAUAACUACUUCAUUCAUGAAAACUUAUUUUAUUUGAAACCUUCAUAUAUGUUAAUCAUUUCACGUCUAAGAAUAUUAGAGAUAGAUUCUCUUCAUGUAAAUAUAUAUCAACAAUAGUUUUCUAACCCUGUGCUUUUGUGACAGGUAUGUUAAGUAUCCUGAUCUAACAGAGCACAGUUAUGGCUCUAUUUGUACUAAUCAAAAUACCUCAAACUUGACAUGACCAAAAUCAUUAUCAUUUAGUGAACAAAGCCAGUAUCAUGACAAAAAAAUCAGCAUCUGUCUUAUGACCUCAGAAUAUCACCUGACCAUUACAUUAUCCAAUCAAAUAACACUAGACUAUAAUGUCAAGUUGUACAUCUGUAACAGGUGAAUUUUACACUUCAGUUGAAAAACACCCUGACUCCACAGCUUGCUUUUGUAGUUGGACAUCAUUCUGCUUGACUUGAGGAAAAUUCCCUCUAGUCAAAGGGAGGCAGGUGACCUGUCCUUUCUGCUCUUAGGUCAUUCAGCAUCUUGUAUUUGUUAUACCUAAAUUGUACCAUAUCUAUUUACUCAAUCAAAUUUAGCAAGCUGACACGACGUACACAAUAUCUGGCAAAUAUUUUGAGUAAAACUGCUGUUUUUUUAGAUCUACAUUUUGUAUGACAUUGCCAAACCUGUGGGUCAAACCACUCAAACCACUGUCACCAUAUUAUUCUGAUUACCUGAGGGUCAAACCACUUGGGGGAUGGGUGGGGUAGUCUUACCAUAUUACUUACCUGGGAGGGGGGUUCAAACCUCUGAUAACAUAGUGACAUGAUAAAGUGUGCAGAUGAAAUAAAUAUCCCUGUUCACAUUGUUGAUAAUCAAUGUCAUUGCUGAUAAAUUUUAUUGUCCAAGUCAAUUAUCACUUAACAGUGAUCCUGACCACUCCUGUACAAUUGGGAUGGGUACAAGGCAGUGAACCUUACUUUCAGGUAAUUUCGGUUUUCUAUGUACAGUUUACAUUUUCUUUGGGGGAAGGUAGUUCUAAGAAAUUCAUGUAGUGUAUAAAGAAUGCUGAGUAAUGUGAAAACUCGUACUCUGGCCUCGUCAUACGUUCGGCAGAUAGUGCACAAGGAUACGGUGACACCGCAAUGGGUGUCAUUGUUUAUGAUAUGCGGUCAACUAAGUGCUUUAAAUAAAGAUGUUUGCUCAAUUGAUUUAGUGUGUACAUCUACGCAUGUCUGGCAAGACUAGGUUAGAUAUAUUUUAUUGCUCUUCAAUGUUAUUCUUGAAAUUCAUUGGAAAAUGUUCAAACAUAAAAGAAAAUAAAAAAAUAAAUAUGGUGGCACUUAACACAGCAGAAAAAUUCACUGUGAUGUUUCAUAAUAAAGUUUUCGUAAAGUCAGUAUCACGUGCGAAGCAUAGAUGGAAAAAAAUAUCAGAAACAAACAGUCAACAAAAUCUUACAUGCACUAGAAUGCGAUUUCUCAUGUUCAGUAUACAGGUCUUAAUUCAUUUUACAUGUGGGAGAAUAGCAUCACAGUUUCACAUUUUAUAUCAAGAUACUGGAUGGACUUAAGGUUUUAGAUAUCUUGAUCACUUUAUUACUCAUAAAUUAACAUGGAGAAGUCCUGUUACUUAGCUGAGUCAUUAUAACAUUGUUUCUUGUAAACACGAUGUUUGUGGUGACUCUUAGUUUAGUUCAUAAUGCUCGCGACAUCUUAACAGCUGUGGUAUUUACUGUUUGGUAGGCAGUUCAAACAAGCGUUUUACCACCAAAUACUGUCUUCCCUGUAUUUGCGAACAUGUCUAUCAUUUUAAUUUCAGAGGAAUAGUAAAUAUGUUCAUUUUUCUUUUAUCAGAUGAAAUGAUUUUAGUAAAAUAGAUGACUAGUUUCACUGCAUCAUUAUGUACUAUCAAAUGUAAGUAAGGAAUUUCUAAUUUGUAAUGGCGAAACAGUUGCUAGUGCUUGUUUUAAUUCCUGAGUAAUAUCAUUUUAAGUUCAGACAAAACAAAAUAGGAGUAAAAAUGAGAAUUUUUAAACAAAUAAAACCAUUCUGUUGAUAGUUGGAUGUAAUAUCAUUUUGAUAUCACUAAAAAUAAAAAAAAAAAUUUUUACAGUAGAAAUAUUAGAAAUCUUGUUAAUAUUGUAACCAUUGUACCUUGUACAGAUUUAUAUGUGGAGUUUUAAAACAACUAUUCUACACAAUAUUUUACCGGUUCUAGGAUCUAUUCAGCUGUAUCAGCUUCUGUUAAUUAUGAAGAUGUUGUCUUAUUUUGCAAUUAAUUUCUGUAUUGUGAUUCCUGGUGCUUAAUUCCUACAUGCUGGUUAAUACUACUCUUUAUCCAUGUCGCAUUGCUACAUUUAUUAUAUAAUGAUGAACUAUGACGUUAUGAUAUUAAAACCAUAUUUACCUGUCCCAAGAGAUCUGUUCUGGUCUGUGUGGAGGAUUUAGUGGUAUUAUCCUGUCCUCUCCCUAUUUUGUUAACUAAUUGUUCUGUAAACUGUCAUUGUCCGCAUACAUGUCAUUUGUGCUGUUAUAUAUUUCUUUUUAAGUUAGAUUAUAUAUACUUUUAUAUAUGCUCUUUGCACUUAUUGAAAUAAUUUGCCAAAAUGAAUAAAACAGUUACAAAAUUGA